UCCGUUCUUGUUGCAGUCUACUGCACUUCGCCUCCGCACAUCGACAACGCCCGCCACAACGCGCUGCCCGAGCAGACGACCUUUGACCUGGACAGCACGCUGCACUACCAGUGCUACCUGGGCUACGUGACGAGCGGCUUCCCCAAGGCCAAGUGCCUGGCCAUCGACGGCGCCGCCUCCUGGUUCGGGCCCGACAUCACCUGCGAGCCGCGUUCCUGCGGCUUGCCCGACGACAUCCCCAACGGGUGGCACGCGGGCGAGUGCCACACGUACGGCUGCCGCGUCACCUACCACUGCGCCGACGGCUUCGAGCUGACCGGGCGCGGCGAGCGCUUCUGCCAGGCGGACGGCACGUGGAGCCCCAAGGAGCUGCCGGCCUGCGUGCAAAUUAACUGUGGACACCCCGGUCCGCUGUACAAUGGUUGGAUUGAGAACAUAGAGUCCGGCACCGGGUUGGGGGCCAGCAUUAUCUUCCGCUGUCAUGACGGCAUGAAGCUGGAAGGCAACACCUCGUCCGUGUGCCAGAUCGAUGGGCGCUGGCGGUACCCGCUGCCCAAGUGCCUAGCCCCGUGCGUGGUGCCGGGAGUGAAGCAGGGCAGCGUGCACCUGCUGUCGGCGGCGGCCGGCGACAAGGAGGCGGCGCGCGAGCCCAUCAAGGAACUGCCCAUGGUGGUGCCGCACGGCGAGAAGCUGGCGGUGGAGUGCCAGCCGCACUACGAGUUCCCGGGCAACCACACGCCCGUCGUGUGCAACAACGGCACGUGGACGCACAUCCCCCGCUGCGAGCCAGCGCGCUGCAAGCGCAUGCCGCGGGCGCCGCGCAACGGCAUGGUGAUCGCGCCCAAGACGGAGCACGGCAUGCGCGCGCGCUUCAAGUGCAAGGACGGCUACACGCUGCGCGGCCCCAACGUCACCGAGUGCAGCUACGGCAACUGGACCGCCGACAUGCCCUACUGCCAAGAGGUGUACUGCCCGUUCCCCGGCUACAUUGAGAAUGGCCGCGUCAUGCUGGUGGGCAACAUGGGCGUGUACGACUACCGGCCGUACGUGCGCAAGGUGACCAACAACAAGCAGAUCAUGUACGAGUGCGAGCGCGGCUACGCGUGCGCGGGGGCGGGGGCGGAGGCGGAGGCGGAGGCGGCGCUGGUGCGGCGCAAGCGCGGCGGCAUGCGCGUGUCGUCGGGCGCGUCCACCUCGUCGCGCACACACAUGAUGCGCGGCAAGUCCAACAACAACAACGACGGCAGCCGCGGCAGCCGCGGCCGCAAGCCCAAGAGGCCCACGGACGAGCGCGUGCGCCCGGGCCACCGCCCGCGGCCCAAGACCGGCAAAGGGACGCCGUGCGAGCUGCUGGCGGACGAGCCCACGAUGCGCGUGGAGGUGGUGAAGGCCGGCCGCGACCCCAACCAGACCUACUCGCCGGGCACCGUGGUGCGCGUCAGCUGCAGCAAGGGCUACUCGCUCAGCCUGGGCCGCCACAGCAACAACACGGCCAAGUGCGCGCGCGGCCAGUGGAAGCCCGCCAAGCCAGAGUGCCUCAUCCUGCCUUGUCAUGUCCCACCCCUGAAACAUGGAACAUUCAAGUUGCUGACAACAGAAGGGCCUAGCAAACCACUCAAUGCGACAGUAGAAAUACUGAAUGGUGAUAUAGUAGAGUUUUCUUGCCAUCAUGGGUACAAUGUGAAGGGACCCACCAACAUGCAUUGCUGGCAUGGGGAAUGGGGAGUAACAACCCUUCCUGAAUGUACUCCAGUACCCUGUGUCUUGCCCAAUAUAACAUACGGCACAUACCUUUUGGGCUAUCGCCCUGGGCUCACCAUCGCCCAUGGAGCAUCUGUGACCUUCCAGUGUGAUAAGAACUACAGCAAGUCCACCCUGCAUCCUAUUCAUUGUCAUUUGGGAGAGCUGCAGCCACGAGUUCCAGCUUGUAUACAUCACAGUGUUAAAAGCAAUGCCAGCAGCAAAUCGCAUGAUGCAGAUUUGGAUUUUAAGGGUGGAAGUGAUAUCACCAAAGGAGGGGAUAUCAGUGACCUUAAUUACCCCAUGGGCUUUAGAAGGGCAUGUGGACCUCCUGCCAGGGUGCAUGGCUCAUUAGUUUAUCGAGAUGGGGAACCCAUAGGUGAUAGUGAGAGAAGCUUUCCUGAUGGCACAGAGGUGACAUUCAAUUGCAUUCUCAGCAUUAUGGGAGUGAAGGCCACCUGGAGGAUCAUAUGUGAAGAUGGCAGCUGGGUGGGCCGCUCCCUCCACUGUGAAAAUGAUGACUACCCAGAGGGAAUGGUUCGCACCAACGGCACAUGUUUGUAUCGCAACUCUGAACCUAAUUUAGUAUCUUUCUACAAUGACCAGCAGAUCACCGAAGAAGUUGUGGAAUUCCCUCCAGGAUCAUUGGUGGUUUCAAGAUGUGUUGAUAUUGGUAAAUAUGCUAUGAUUGGCUCCAACAGACGACGAUGUGUAGCUGGUGAAUGGGAUGGUCAGAAACCUGUGUGUUUUGGUCUCAACCAGGAAAACGAUUAUGCUUUGGAAAAGCCACCAACAAUUUUAUUUAGACAUCAGCUGGGGCCUAUUGCUCAGAGCAAUGAUGGUCGUUUGGUAGUGUACCCUGGAACAAUUUUGCAUAUGGAAUGCCUUUGGAUUCGCAGAUUUGGAACCCCGAAGAAAUAUCCAGAAGGAUGGACAACUGACCCUGGUCGUGAUUCUCAGUUAGAAUAUAGACUUAGCAUUUACCAUGCAGGUCGUGAUGAUUCAGGCACAUUUACAUGUGUUACCCCCACAAGACAUACUCAUGCAGUGGAAAUCAUAAUUUCUGUAUUAAUUUACAAAUUUAAUUCAGGUAUAGAAUGUGCAGACCUCAUGAACUUGACGGAUCCUCAUCUUCGAGUUUCGAUACUCAGUCGAGAAGUAGGAGGAAGAGCUGUGUUCAGUUGUGCCCAAGGUUAUGGUCUUCGAGGCCCCCAUGAGGCCAUUUGCCUUCAUACUGGUGACUGGGCAAGUCCCCUGCCUACUUGUGAAGAGGUUCAAUGUAAUUCACCUGGUGUGCCUGAAAAUGGUUACAUUCAAGGAAAUGGGCCUUACAAAGCAGGUGAUGUGAUCCAGUUCAACUGCAAUCCAGAUUACAUGAUGGAAGGACAACCAAUUAUUGCUUGUCAAGAGAAUGGUGUCCAGGCUUGCUCGUAUCCAGGAACAACUAUUAGUGGAAGAAUGUCUGCAGUAAAGUUUUAUUACAAGAUCGGAGAAACUAUCACUUUUACUUGUGAUGAAGGACUUGAUCUUCGGGGAGCACCAAUGCUUCGAUGCCUAAGAAAUGGCAAAUGGUCUAAUGCCAUUCCUACAUGUGUUUCCUCAAACAGAUAAUGGCAUUUAAUUCAAUUGUCAAUUGUGAAAGAGGGAAGCUCAACUGCAAGUAUCAGCAGCACGUUCAUGGUAGAUACAUUUCAAUUCCUUUUAUUGUUACAAAAAUUAAAGAAGGCUUCCAAAGUGAAGAAAGAAACAUCUAUUGCUUUUCUUUCAAUAAGAUAUGCCUUCAACUGCAUUUAGUAGCAAUAUAUGACACGAAAUGUUACAAUUAUUGUGGUGAAGUGGACAAUGCAAUAUUGAAAUAUUCUUCCUUACAUUGUUUUAUGAUAAUUUGUACAGAGGACUUUAAUUUAUGUAAAAGUGCUAGACUUGUUAUCUUCGAUUACACAUCUAAGCUAGAAUUCAUCAUUCGGUACUGAGAGCCUUUAAACACAAAGCAGAUGUCUUAGUGACUAAAUAACAAAGACAAAUAAUUCUUAUGGUUUACUAUAUAUUAUCUUAUAGUACUAAUUACUUUAUAAUAUAAGAUAACAAGCCUUGAACUUCUGUCAUGAAGUCUUCUCCUUAUCAGCUGCAAAGAGCAGUUUAUGAUGAAAUACUUUAUCUGCUCUGAGAAACUGGACAUGAAAGGUAGCAACAUUCAACAUCACCUGCUACAUCAGUUGAAGCAUGUCUCACCAGCAUUGUUUAAACAAAAUGCCUUGGAAGAAGUUCUUUUAUAUUUACUGUUGGAGUAAAAUAACUGUUUGUGUACCAGGAUUUAGAGAAAGAUUAACUGCUAUAAUAAGUAUGAAAAUAGGCAAAUUGUUCUAGUUGAUGCAUAGACUAUGUUGAGUUGGAUAUCUUGUCAUCUGUGCUAGAUUGACAAGAUAUUUCUUUUGCAAUGCACAUUUGUGAUAUAUGCUAAUUACAUAACUAUCAGAAGUAAUUUUGUGGCUUCAUAUAUAAAGACAAUAUUUCUUUGAAACAUGUGUGAUCGAUGAGUAAUGUUAGAAAUGAAGUAAUAUUUUAUCAUGUCUAUGUUUCACAAAUACCAUCUACAGUUUUUUGCAAUAUACCAUAUAAAAUUUCAUGUCAUUUUCUCAGUUAAUUGACACAUAGUAGUAACUUUGAAACAUAUUUUUAAUAAAUAUUCAUUUUAUCAUAGAAUGUAAAAAGAUUAUGUAAAAUAAGUCAUUGUGAAAAGCUUUGUUGACAAAAAUAAAAUUAAUGUGAGGAUUCAUCGACCCAUUUAAAAACUGAUUUUAUUCAUAAAAUUUUGACCUCUAUAAACCUCCAAUAACUGGAAUAUUGCAUGUCAGUAUCAAAAGUGUAACAAGGCAUAAUUCACAUGUAAAACUGAAAUGAAAGAAUACAUACAUAUUUUGUGACAUACUUGUGCUGUGUAGGUAGUUUGUUGUACAAUUCCCAAAUCAUGUUAUUUAUAUUUUUAUGAAAAUAUUAUAUAUUUUUAGCAUUUUAUUUUAAAUACAAGAUUACAGUUGGCUCUCUUUAUGUAUUUCACAAUAUUGCUUACUACUUAAGUAAAAUUGAGCUGUUAUAUCAUCCUUCUUCACUGUUUGAUAUUCUUCAGCUCAUCUGAUCUAUGUUUCAAAUAAUUGUCUUCCAUAGUCAUCAGUGUUAUCAUUUUAUCAUUUUAAGUUAACUUUUGAAGAUACAACAUAAUUUUAAAAUAUUGGAUAAUUCUAUUUUACCCCAUAAUAAGAGACAAAACGCACAAAACAUUAUCAACGAAAAAUGUUAAUUUAUUACAUAUUGUUGUAAGUAGGAAAUACUAUAAGCACAUUACAAACAGUUAUGUGACAUAUAUCUUUGAAAGUGUGUCUAGUUGUAGUUCCUGAGUGAAUACGUGUCAACUAAAUCCUUACAUUAAAAACAGCAUUAAACAGAAUAUACAGUGUAAAAUAUAGUAAUUACCUAUAAAAUAACCAUGUUAACAUUAAAAAUAACUUCAAAAUAAAUAACCUCAUAUUUAUCACUUAAUAAUAUGAUGCAUGCAGAUACAACAAUGUAAAUGCAUAACUAGGCAUGCUCAGGUAUGUAAGUCACAUCGCUGAUUGGUCAGAUAUGAGUGUGUAUACAAUGAAAUGAAAUUAAUGGGAGCCUGUUGCUCUGGCUGCUUUCAUAUAACAGUACUUAUGGCUAAUAAGCCUUUCCACAACAUAAUACUGACAUCUCAAUUAAUCUAUAAACAUAUCUUUAGUAAAAGAAACAAGCAGCCCUCAAUGUACUUCAAAAGAACCUUUUAAAUAUAUACACUGUGAAAUAACUAAAGUAACUUGUAGUGCAGUAAUGUUAUGUGUAGUGUUCUGCAUUGUUAUAAAAAACUAUAAAUAUAAUUUGAUGUAUUUGUAAUUCCCAUAUGCAGGUUCCAUCCUCCUCACCUAUAAUCCAAAAAGAAGAGUCUCAAACUAGAUUUAUUGACAUUGCCAAAUUUAUGAUUAGGUAAGCCUAUGUCAUAAGUAAUGUAAUUUUAGUUUAUUUUCAGCAUUGAUUCUUCGUAGUAUAAGAAAGUUACAAAUGAUAAAAUAAAUGGAAUUGAAGAGUUAGGGAGGGGGGUAAUUUGUGUAGAUUAAAAUGGUUUUAUGGUUGCCAUCUUCACUUCACCCUUUUAGGAAAUAAAACACUGUGAAAACUAUUGGAGAUUUGAAAUAAAUUUAGAAAAACUUCACAAGCACAAAAUUAACUUUAUUGAGUACAAAUAAAAAAGUAAAAAAGAAGUUAAAAAUUGCUUUUUAUUGAAUUAAAAUAAAAUAAAUACAAAACUGAAGAGGUAUUCCAAAAAAAAAGUAUUAAAAAGACAAAAAUAAAAUUUCAAGUGCCCUGGUAAACACAUGUUCACAAAUUUCAUUAAUAAAGUACUAGAAACUGUUAAAAACUUUGCCACAUAAUUCAGUAAAAUAGAUUUAUGCUCUUGAUAGAGCAAUUAUAAUGUAUUGCUAUUUUGUGCUAUUGCAUAUUGCAAAUUCUAAGGAAAAGCAUUAGGGGCCAUUGAAAGCAAAAUGUAAUUUAUAGUAAUUAAUGAUAAUUCUUAAAUGAAAAUUUUCAAAGAGUUCACUUUAGUGCAGAAAUUUUUUGCGAUUAUUAAAAAGCUCCCCAUGCUUCAAAAUUUGUGAUGAAUACAGUAAUUGAUACUUAAAGGAAGUAAAACAAUUUUAGUGAAUUUUGUGGACAAUUUUGUAACAGUUUCUAAAACUACAUUAAUGAAUUUCCUGGGCAGAUAUUUACCUCUAUUGUGCACCCUUUAUUUUUAAAUUUUAAUAUAUCUUUUCGCUACAUUUUGUAAUUUCUCUUCAAUUUUUUAUUUGUUUAAUUUUAAUUUGAAGAGAAUAAUUUUUUAAACUUCUUUUUAUUACUUUUUACUGUUUGUUUGCACAGACAUAAUAUUACAAGAAUGAGUAUCACUUUGGAUAUGAUUUACAAUAAAUAAAGUUGGACAUCACUUGAGAGCGUACGCUUCCGCGGCCGGAGUCAGUAUUUACUAGGCCGUCCGAGUGACGCCG
Molecule: messenger RNA, 6797 nt
Organism: Gryllus bimaculatus (two-spotted cricket)
Lineage: Eukaryota; Metazoa; Arthropoda; Insecta; Orthoptera; Gryllidae
Source: the annotation of a GenBank genome assembly